AUGCCCGGGACAGUCGUCAUCACCGGCUCCAACGGGGGCAUGACCAUCCUCACUGUUCGCCAGUACGCUCUAGCCCACCCUGAGGAUCACCUCAUCCUGCUCGUACGAGACCCCAGCAAGCUGCCUGCGGAGGCGGUCCCGGCAUCGGACAAGAUCAUCUACGAGGCGCUGGAUAUGACGAGCCUUGAGGCCGUUCGCAAGGUGUCAGCCAGUAUAGCUGCGAGAAUCAAGGCGGGAUCUUUACCUCGAAUCAAAACUCUGGUCUGCUCCGCUGCCAUUCAGGUGAGAAUCGGUGUCCAGAGCAUCAGGCAGGAUCACGCCGAUGUUCAGAUCACGUCGAUCGAACAACCCAAAGUCACUCCGGACGGGUACGAAGAGACCAUCGCCGUCAACCACCUCGCGCACUUUCUCCUUAUCCUUGAGCUACUUCCCUCUAUGGCGCCAGACGGCCAGAUCAUCAUCGUUGGCAGCGACACCCACCGGAACGACUACAAGUUCUUUGUCAAGAAGGCGGCGUACGCGCCACUGGAGCAGCUCGUCAAUGUCAGCCCGGGCAGUGAGCCUAUCGAGAACGCGAAGGACAAUGGGUUGCAGAGGUAUGCAACUUCCAAGAUGCUGCAGCUGAUGACGGGUCACAUGCUGGCACGUCGUCUCAAAUCUCAUCCCACCUACUCGGGAAUCAACACCGUCAUGUUCGAUCCUGGAGCGAUGGGCGGUACCGGGAUGCUGCGAGACCAGUCGCGCUUCCGUCAAGCUCUCGUGGACCUCGCCUUCAGCUUUCCGCGCGUUCUCAACUGGAUCGACCCGGAGUUCCAAAUCUCGCUCAAGGCGGAUAGCGCGGCGACUUUGUUGCGUAUCAUGGAAGAUCGGGAGAUGGCAAAGGUGGAGCCGUUGGAGCCGGUGAGGGAGACAGGAGGGGCGCCGUACUACACACCAAGUGGCAAUUUGACGCAGUCUUAUGGGGAGACAAACGAGGUAGAGAAGUCAAGCGCAUUGUGGGCGGACUCCGUGCGGCUCUUGGGGAUAAGGAAGAAUCUGUCGCUGGAGUAG
Molecule: messenger RNA, 1050 nt
Organism: Dioszegia hungarica
Lineage: Eukaryota; Fungi; Basidiomycota; Tremellomycetes; Tremellales; Bulleribasidiaceae
Exons: 2
Coding region: 1-1050 (349 amino acids)
Source: RefSeq, a predicted model, not a curated record